Molecule: messenger RNA, 1144 nt
Organism: Vitis vinifera (wine grape)
Lineage: Eukaryota; Viridiplantae; Streptophyta; Magnoliopsida; Vitales; Vitaceae
Product: S-norcoclaurine synthase 1
Exons: 4
Coding region: 39-1073 (344 amino acids)
Source: RefSeq, a predicted model, not a curated record
CUGAGCAAAGAGAAAGUGGCACCAAGAGAAGACAAAAAAUGGUGGGUUCGCUUCCAGUUGCAAAUGUCCAAGCUCUUGCUUCCAGCUACUCCGGUGAUGUGCCACUCCGGUACCUACGGCCGGAACUCCUCUCAGAAGAAGUUUUGGUGGAUGAGUCUCUUCAAAUUCCCACCGUAGAUAUGAGGAAGCUCCUGGUUGAUGAUGAUGAAAUGAGUAAACUUCACUUGGCCUGUAAAGAAUGGGGUUUCUUUCAGUUAAUAAAUCAUGGGGCAGCCGAAGAAGUAAUUGAGAAAAUGAAGGCAGAUGUUCAAGAAUUCUUUAAAUUGCCACUAAAGGAGAAGAAUGCAUAUGCGAAACUACCAAAUGGGGUUGAAGGUUAUGGCCAAAACUUUGUUGUUUCCGAAGACCAGAAGCUUGAUUGGGCUGAUAUGCACUUUCUUCAAUCCCUGCCAGCCUCUGAAAGAAAUAUGAGGUUCUGGCCUGAAGAACCCACUUCUUUCAGGGGAACUUUGGAAAAGUACUCAUUGGAGCUUGUAAAAGUUUCAAACUGCCUUCUGAAGUUGAUGGCUAAGAACCUUUUGAUAAAUCCUGAGCAGCUCACAAAUAUGUUUGACGUUGGAAGACAAGCAGUGAGAAUGAAUUACUAUCCGCCUUGUGUGCAUGCAAGCAAGGUAAUAGGUCUCACUCCCCACUCAGAUUUCGGAGGACUUACCCUACUUGUUCAAGUCAAUGAAGUGCAAGGCUUGCAAAUUAAGAGAAAUGGUAAAUGGAUACCAAUUAGGCCUGUCCCUGGUGCGUUUAUCGUCAACAUUGGUGACGCUAUUGAGAUAAUGAGCAAUGGGGAAUAUAAGAGCAUAGAGCAUAGAGCAGUGGUGGACCCAGAAAAGGAACGACUCUCCAUUGCAACAUUCUGUUCUCCGAAUGCUGGGGCAAUCAUUGGUCCUUUGCCAGAGCUUACAAAGGAGAAAGGUGCAAUCUAUAAAUCUGUAAGCAGGGAGGAGUACAUAAAAUUUGUACUUGGUAGAAAACUUGAUGGCAAAAGUACAAUAAAUCAUAUGAAGUUGGAGAACUGAAAGGCCAUGAUAACCAUGUAUUAUCGAAGGAAUUGAGUUGAAUAAAUUAUGUGAUCCAUAAUUUAAGAAAA